AUGACAAACAGUCCCAAGAAGAGGCCUAACCGCCGCAAGGUUGCAGGCAAAACGGCGAAAAUGCGACCUGCCCGAUCCCGCCCUGCCCCUCGCCUUCAGAAGGCCAAGAAGCCCCAGAAGCCUAAGGAUUACGGCAGCACUCUUGUCUGUCGCUACUGUGGCAAGCGAUACAGCCGCUGCGAUGAGAUUCGCCGCCAUAUUCGGAAGAAGCAUUAUCCUACCUUAUUCCCCCACCUGAACCUCCAGCAAGCCCGACCUGACGUACCACCAGUCGAAUGCAACCUGACCACGUGCCCGAGAGACGACCUGGCAAACCCAUGGGACAAGACAGACGUCGUCAUUGAUUGGAGACAUCUGGAAUUCACACCUCCUGAAGACGCAGAAGAUGCCGUGUCGUCGUUCACUGAGGCAGAGGAGAUUGAGUUGGCAACCGAUCCAAGAUCCACAGACAUCACCGAAUUGUCCGACCAGAUCGCAGGUAUCCUGACGGUCCUCGAGGAUGAGACAAUUUCAGCAGACGAACGGGUCCUCAAGCUCAAUUCGCUAGUUGCUCAGGCGGAACCAUCUGAAACGAAGCGUAAAAUCCUCUUCAAUUACAUCGUGUUUACCGACUGA
Messenger RNA from Colletotrichum orchidophilum, 615 nucleotides. RefSeq lists its product as uncharacterized. Lineage: Eukaryota; Fungi; Ascomycota; Sordariomycetes; Glomerellales; Glomerellaceae. The transcript is spliced from 3 exons. Bases 1 to 615 code for a protein of 204 amino acids. The record is from RefSeq and is a predicted model, not a curated record.